AGACGACGGUGAAAUUAAACAAAUUGGUGGCAGAGAAAGUCGCAGCAGGCAAGAAAGCAUUCGCCGAUCAAUUGGCAGAAAUGGCUGCUAAAUUAAAAGUCGUUGAAGAUAAACUCAACGCUCGACUGAAAGCGGAGAAAGAAACGCGUCGCUCACAACAGCUUUGGUCAGCUGGAGCGUCCCUCCUAGCCGCCACACAGAAAGGAGAUCCAUUCGUCAGAGUUGAUAAGGAAUUGAAGGCUAUUGAAAAGGCCAAGGGUGAUGGUGAUAAGCUGGUGGAGACAGUACUUAAAGCUAUACCGGAAUCUGUGCGAACUCAAGGGAUAGUGCCUGAGAGUGUACUCAAAGAGAGAUAUCACAGAUUCUAUGUUUUGGCAGAUGGAGAAAGCAGCUCUUGCGGUUGCGAUGGUAGAAGCAGAUGGGGGGCCCCUGCCGAUAUUCAUCCUAUCCUGGCUGCAAUCGGUGGUGCUCUUUAUGAAGUUAUCGUGUAUACCACAAAGAGAAAUUGA
Molecule: messenger RNA, 509 nt
Organism: Diatraea saccharalis (sugarcane borer)
Lineage: Eukaryota; Metazoa; Arthropoda; Insecta; Lepidoptera; Crambidae
Source: the annotation of a GenBank genome assembly